CCACCCGGGCUGGCGGCGGAGGUCUCGGGGUCGCUGCGAGCGAGGACGAGGCCGGCUGGGGUGUGGUUCGGGGAUUCGGGGAGCAAUUGAGGCGGAGCCAUGACCUUUCAGGUUUGGGGGUGGCGGAAGGAAGAUGCGCCUCGGGUUUUGGCCUGGGUGCCCGACGCCAGGGGCGUGAGCGGGGAAGCGCCGCCCUGCGCCGCCCGGGCUAUGAAAGACCCCAUUGCAGUAGAGAGAGCCAACCUGUUGAAUAUGGCGAAGCUGAGCAUCAAAGGACUCAUUGAAUCUGCACUAAGCUUUGGCCGCACUUUGGACUCGGACUAUCCCCCUCUGCAGCAGUUCUUCGUUGUUAUGGAACACUGUCUGAAACAUGGUCUUAAAGUAAGAAAAUCAUUUUUGAGUUAUAACAAAACUAUUUGGGGCCCUUUGGAACUGGUGGAGAAGCUCUACCCAGAGGCAGAGGAGAUAGGAGCCAGUGUUCGAGAUUUACCUGGUCUUAAGACGCCCCUGGGUCGAGCAAGAGCCUGGCUUCGAUUAGCUCUCAUGCAAAAAAAAAUGGCUGAUUACCUUCGCUGCUUAAUUAUUCAGAGGGAUCUCUUGAGUGAGUUCUAUGAGUAUCAUGCACUAAUGAUGGAAGAAGAAGGAACAGUAAUUGUUGGGCUGCUGGUUGGCCUGAAUGUGAUAGAUGCUAAUCUGUGUGUAAAGGGCGAGGACUUAGACUCACAAGUUGGAGUGAUUGAUUUUUCCAUGUAUUUAAAGAAUGAAGAAGAUAUCGGAAAUAAAGAAAGCACAAAAUAUCCUUUCCCCUCUAGGAAUGUUCAGAUUGCGGCCAUCUUAGACCAAAAGAAUUAUGUUGAAGAAUUAAACAGACAGCUCAACAGCACAGUCAGCAGCCUCCAUUCCAGAGUUGAUUCACUGGAAAAGUCAAAUACUAAGCUGAUUGAAGAGUUAGCAAUAGCAAAAAAUAAUAUCAUUAAGUUACAAGAAGAAAACCACCAAUUGCGAAAUGAGAAUAAAUUGAUUUUAAUGAAAACACAGCAGCAUCUGGAGGUGACCAAAGUGGACACGGAAACUGAACUUCAAACCUACAAGCAUUCUCGGCAAGGUCUGGAUGAAAUGUACAACGACGCCAGAAGGCAGCUUCGAGAUGAGUCCCAGCUCCGGCAGGAUGUGGAGAAUGAGCUUUCAGUUCAAGUGAGUAUGAAACAUGAGAUUGAACUUGCCAUGAAGUUGUUGGAGAAAGAUAUCCAUGAGAAACAAGAUACUCUGAUAGGCCUUCGGCAGCAACUAGAAGAAGUGAAAGCCAUUAACAUAGAGAUGUAUCAAAAGUUGCAGGGCUCUGAAGAUGGCUUGAAAGAAAAAAAUGAAAUAAUUGCCCGACUAGAAGAAAAAACCAAUAAACUCACUACAGCCAUGAGGCAGCUGGAACAAAGAUUGCAGCAAGCAGAGAAGGCGCAAGUAGAAGCUGAAGAUGAGGAUGAGAAAUAUCGACAAGAAUGUUUCAGUAAAUCCGACAGUCUGCAGAAACAAAUCUCUCAAAAAGAGAAACAGCUGGUGCAACUGGAAACUGAUUUGAAGAUUGAGAAGGAAUGGAGGCAGACUUUGCAGGAAGAUCUUCAAAAGGAGAAAGACACCUUAUCUCAUCUUAGACAUGAGACCCAACAAAUCAUUAGUCUUAAAAAAGAAUUUCUUAACCUUCAGGAUGAAAAUCAGCAGUUGAAGAAAAUAUAUCAUGAACAGGAGCAAGCCCUUCAAGAACUUGGCAACAAACUUAGCGAAUCCAAACUGAAAAUAGAAGAUAUAAAAGAAGCCAACAAAGCAAUGCAGGGACAAGUUUGGCUGAAAGACAAAGAAGCAACACAUUGUAAGCUUUGUGAAAAGGAAUUCUCACUUUCUAAAAGAAAGCACCACUGUAGAAACUGUGGGGAAAUUUUCUGUAAUGCCUGCUCUGACAACGAACUGCCUUUGCCUUCCUCACCAAAGCCAGUACGAGUCUGUGAUUCCUGUCAUGCAUUGCUCAUUCAGAGAUGCUCAUCUAACUUGCCAUAAACUCCAGAACUAAAUCUUUUCUGUAUGACAGUACCUGCAAUGAAUAUUCCAUGUGUGCAAAGUGUGCAGACAUCAGCCCUUCCUAAGCAGCUUCCAGUCAGUAUUGGUACCAAUUUAUCUUUUUCACAUUCAACCUAUGGGAAUCAUAAGCUGGAUGCCUUUUUUUCCCCAUUGUUAUCCUGAAUUUUGAACAGCAUGUUUUAAAGUAACUUUAGCCUAGUUAUUAUUACAUGGAACAGUCAUGUAGUUUAAAUCCAUUGAAAGGCCAGACAGAAAAGUGAAUACACAUUUGCCUUAUCUUGUAAAGGCCUUCUUAAAA
This is a messenger RNA of Perognathus longimembris pacificus (Pacific pocket mouse), 2368 nucleotides long. It is a transcript of the gene Rufy2, whose product is annotated as RUN and FYVE domain containing 2. The coding region runs from base 100 to 2049 and encodes 649 amino acids. Gene Ontology annotation, molecular function: metal ion binding. The transcript has 18 exons. The record is from RefSeq and is a predicted model, not a curated record. Gene Ontology annotation, cellular component: cytoplasm. Lineage: Eukaryota; Metazoa; Chordata; Mammalia; Rodentia; Heteromyidae.